Chrysochloris asiatica (Cape golden mole) is the source of this 2509-nucleotide messenger RNA. It is a transcript of the gene KCNAB1, whose product is annotated as potassium voltage-gated channel, shaker-related subfamily, beta member 1. Gene Ontology annotation, cellular component: voltage-gated potassium channel complex; extrinsic component of cytoplasmic side of plasma membrane; cytoplasm. Lineage: Eukaryota; Metazoa; Chordata; Mammalia; Afrosoricida; Chrysochloridae. Gene Ontology annotation, biological process: potassium ion transport; negative regulation of delayed rectifier potassium channel activity; transmembrane transport. The record is from RefSeq and is a predicted model, not a curated record. Gene Ontology annotation, molecular function: transmembrane transporter binding; potassium channel regulator activity; voltage-gated potassium channel activity. Bases 910 to 2115 code for a protein of 401 amino acids. The transcript has 14 exons.
AAUUCACUGGCAUGCUCCGUGGUAGACAUACUCCCACUCUACCUCCCCCUUUCCUCCGUUCCAACUGCUGUGUUGCGGGAUUUGGUCCGAGUCUGGGCAGAGCCCCCUCUUUAUUGAACAGCUCUUCAGAUUCUGUUACAGCAAGCAAGUCUGGUGAAAGGGGUCCUUGCCUUCCCAACGCACACAAAGACAAGGAGCUCCUUAAAGGGACCCGCGAGCGCCUCUGUGCUACUGCAAAACCAUAUCAGUGCGGGCUCCACCACCCAUCGCCCCAUCGCCGGGUUAGAAUGAGUAAGAAGGGGUCCUGAGGAGCCCCCACAUCCUCUCGGAGUGGGGCAGGGAGGGAACUGAUAGCCCGAGUGGAUGGAGACCAUCAGUCCCCGGGGAUCAUCGGUUUGUGAUUAGCUGCUUUGAGGGAUGCUCUGCGCCCGUUCAGCCUUCAGCCUGUGGUCCAGAGGGUGCUCAGGCACAUCUUGCGGUAUGCCUGCGUGGAUUUGAGCCAUCGCCCAGAGGCGAGUCCGCAUUCAGACAGGGCGGACAGGUUCGGCAGGACUGCAUGCAGUCAUCAUGAAUGCUCAGCUCUAGACUUCAGCAAAAGCUUCCCGGCUACAUGGAUCAGUCUGUGUAAUCGGCAGAGAUUACUGCCCAGGAAGAUUUGCCAGCCUGAUCCAAACCCCGGCUGCUGUGCCAACUUCAGGGCUGACUGUUUACUUCUCUGGGUCCCCGGGAACUCUGUCCUGCCACUUUGCGGGCUCUGAAGUCAGCCGCGAGGACUCCGCUGACGGCAUCCACAGCAAAGAGGAGCAAGGAGGGGUUAAAAUACGAGCAGAAACCCCCCAACUGCUCAACCUCUCGUGACUGCCUGUGUGCUGGGGUUCUGAGAGGGACCGUGCGCUGCCCAGGGAAGCAAUGCAAGUCUCUAUAGCCUGCACAGAGCACAAUUUGAAGAGUCGGAAUGGUGAGGACCGACUUCUGAGCAAGCAGAGCUCCACCGCCCCCAAUGUGGUGAACGCAGCUCGGGCCAAAUUCCGCACGGUCGCUAUCAUCGCGCGCAGCCUGGGGACCUUCACCCCUCAGCACCACAUUUCUCUCAAAGAGUCCACGGCAAAGCAGACUGGCAUGAAAUAUAGGAAUCUUGGAAAAUCAGGACUCAGAGUUUCUUGCUUGGGUCUUGGAACAUGGGUGACAUUUGGAGGUCAAAUUUCAGAUGAGGUUGCUGAGCGGCUGAUGACAAUUGCUUAUGAAAGUGGAGUCAAUCUCUUUGAUACUGCUGAGGUCUAUGCAGCUGGAAAGGCUGAAGUGAUACUGGGGAGCAUCAUCAAGAAGAAAGGCUGGAGGAGGUCAAGCCUGGUCAUAACAACCAAACUCUACUGGGGUGGAAAAGCUGAAACGGAAAGAGGGUUGUCAAGAAAACAUAUUAUCGAAGGAUUGAAGGGCUCCCUCCAGAGGUUGCAGCUUGAGUAUGUGGAUGUUGUCUUUGCAAAUCGACCAGACAGUAACACCCCCAUGGAAGAAAUCGUUCGAGCCAUGACACAUGUGAUAAACCAAGGGAUGGCGAUGUACUGGGGCACCUCACGGUGGAGUGCAAUGGAGAUCAUGGAAGCCUAUUCAGUAGCAAGACAGUUUAAUAUGAUCCCACCCGUCUGUGAACAAGCUGAGUACCAUCUUUUCCAGAGAGAGAAGGUGGAGGUUCAGCUACCGGAACUCUACCAUAAAAUAGGGGUUGGAGCAAUGACAUGGUCUCCACUUGCCUGUGGAAUCAUCUCAGGGAAAUAUGGAAAUGGGGUACCUGAAAGUUCCAGAGCUUCACUGAAGUGCUACCAGUGGUUGAAGGAAAGAAUUGUAAGUGAAGAAGGGAGAAAGCAGCAAAACAAGCUAAAAGACCUUUCCCCAAUUGCCGAGCGUCUGGGAUGCACACUACCUCAGCUCGCUGUGGCGUGGUGCCUGAGAAAUGAGGGUGUGAGUUCUGUGCUCCUGGGAUCAUCCACUCCUGAGCAACUUAUUGAAAACCUCGGUGCCAUUCAGGUUCUCCCGAAGAUGACAUCACAUGUGGUAAAUGAGAUCGAUAACAUUUUGCGCAACAAGCCCUACAGCAAAAAGGAUUAUAGAUCAUAAGGCAAUGCAUGAGCCCCAGGAGCUGCAUGGUUAAAAUAGCGGUCUGUACCGGUACAGGUCGGUGUUCCUAGCCAGUCUUACGAGUCACUUAGCAGCCUGCUGCUCAGCCUCUAGUGUCCCUGGAUUCUCUGAGGUGUCUGCUGUCGCUACCACUGUGCACCUGAAUUAAGAGCACAUCUGAAAACUCACAACCAAGAAAAUCCAUUCUAUUUUCUUAUCUUGGACUGGAGUCGCCUAUCCUUGCAUUGCUCUGUGCACCUCAUGCUUAUGCAAUGGAGACUAGAUGGUGGGGAAAGAUGUAUGGAGUGGGGAGGGUUACCUUCAAGCAUCUGGUAACUUGAAGUCUGUACAGACAUAUUUUUUUUCAAUGAACAAAAUCCAUAAAUGCAAUGUG